UGAGCUAAAUAUGUCGGCUGUGUUUAAUGUAUAGCCAAUAAAUUGAGUCGCGUUCAUCCUUAAGAAUAUUAUCAGAAGAAAUGGCUGCCAACAUUGUCGCAGUAGCCGCUGCUGCUCAAGAAGUAGAUCCUGUGCUUAAAAAGGCAAUCAAAUUGUUGCAUUCAACAAAUCCUACGUCAGCAUCGGAACUUCGCAUGCUACUGGAUGAAGCGAUUAAAUUGCGAUUUGGUCCGGACAAGAUGAUAUCAAAAAACAUGAGCCAGCGUAUGGUGGACGACGAAGCCAAUUUUCCAGGACGUGCAACCCCACAACCGCCAGCACAGGCUAUGGCCACCGAUGAGAUUAUCAAUUUGACCAACUCGCCGGAUAAGGUGCCCGCAGACUCGCCCGAUACCAUUGCAGAUUCCGAUGAUGGCAGCGCCGCAGGAAUAGCCAUGAGCGGUGUUGUGAAUACAGGCGACACUGGCGACUUUGGUGAUUUGAAUUGCUGUGUCUGUGGCGAAAUGGUGUAUAAGGCGACUAAUCGACUAAUUGAGUGCUCAGAGUGCGGUGCACUUUAUCACCAAGAAUGCCAUAAGCCGCCCAUUACCAAUGAGGAGGCUGCAGAUGAUCAGGUGCAUAUCUGGCAAUGCGAUACUUGUACCAAUAAGCCCUCAACUAGUCGGGCAGCUGCCAUAGUCAUUCCCACUGCCACACCAACUGUAGUAAUACCCGAUGAGCCCAUACCGCUGGCAACCAAGAGCAAAUCAUCCGUGCCCUCGUCGCGUUCAUCGACAUCUUCGAAUUCGUCGUCGCCGUUCUACAAGCCCGAGAUGAGUAGCUCCACAAAUGUCAGCAGCAGCAGUAGUAGCAAACAUGGACACAAGUCUUCCUCCUCGUCAUCUUCAAAAUCCCACAAGGAAGACCGCUCCAGUCGAUCUGUGGCGCCUGCGUUAACUAACAUCGCCGCAGCAGAGAAGCACAGCAGCAGCAGCACUUCAUCGUCGCGGCGUGGCAGCUCGACUGCCAAAUCCAGUAAGAGCAAGCACCAUGACAGCAGCAGUAAACGCAGAUCAAAAUAAUAGAUACUUAACUUUUAAUACA
This is a messenger RNA of Drosophila hydei, 1083 nucleotides long. It is a transcript of the gene IntS12, whose product is annotated as integrator complex subunit 12. Gene Ontology annotation, cellular component: integrator complex. Lineage: Eukaryota; Metazoa; Arthropoda; Insecta; Diptera; Drosophilidae. Gene Ontology annotation, biological process: snRNA 3'-end processing. The record is from RefSeq and is a predicted model, not a curated record. The coding region runs from base 81 to 1061 and encodes 326 amino acids. The transcript has a single exon.